Chenopodium quinoa (quinoa) is the source of this 1062-nucleotide messenger RNA. RefSeq lists its product as uncharacterized. Lineage: Eukaryota; Viridiplantae; Streptophyta; Magnoliopsida; Caryophyllales; Amaranthaceae. Gene Ontology annotation, molecular function: nucleic acid binding; RNA-DNA hybrid ribonuclease activity. The record is from RefSeq and is a predicted model, not a curated record. The coding region runs from base 1 to 1062 and encodes 353 amino acids. The transcript has 4 exons.
AUGAAAUUGAAUCCCAAGAAGUGUGUAUUCGGAGUUCGAUCAGGGAAGUUUUUAGGCUUCAUGGUUAGCGAACGGGGAAUAGAUGCAAAUCCUGAUAAGGUGAAUGCGGUGCUUGAGAUGAAGCAGCCAAAGACAAUCCGAGAUAUGCAAAGGAUAACUGGCCGAAUGGUAGGGUUAACUCGUUUUAUCAGCAAAUCAGCUGCGUCUCCAAAGACAAUAGCUGCAGUGUUAGCAGUGGAGAGGAAGAAGCAACAAAUGCCGAUAUACUUUGUUAGUCAUGUACUGAAUGCGAUAGAGCGCCGGUAUCCGAUAAUUGAGAAAAUGGAAUUGGCAGUGGUGGUUGCGGGUGAGAUAGAUGUUCUAAUGAAUUAUCCAUUGGAAAAAUCAUUUCACAAGAUGGAUACGUCAGGAAGAUUGCUAAAAUGGGCUGUGAAAUUAUCGGAGUAUGAGAUACAUUAUAAGCCCAGGGUAUCAAUAAAGGCACAUGCCUUGUCUGACUUCAUAGUAGAGGCUUCAUAUACAGAUGAAGAAGAAGAUAUAGGCACUUGGCAGGUAACAAACAACGAAGCUGAGUAUGAAGCAGCGUUGGUAGGAAUUCAGUUAUCUAUUGCAGCCGAGGAAAAGCGUUUAGUGCUGACAACUGAUUCCCAACUCGUGUCAAGUCAGUACAAAGGGGAGUAUGAGACACGAGAGCAAUCAAUGGUUAAAUACCUGGAAAAGAUAAAUCAAUUGACGGCACAACUGCAGUAUUUUGAAAUAAAGCUUGUGCCGAGAGCCCAGAAUGCGCAAGCAGAUGCUUUAGCAAGGUUGGCAAGUUCGAGUUUUAAUAACUUAGAAAGAACUGUGAUGGUUGAGAUUUUGGGUGAGAAGAGUAUAGAUGAAGCACCAGAACAGGUGCUUUGUGUUGAUAGUGCCACCCAGUGGUAUGAUAACAAACUAGCAUAUCUCGUCCAUGGGGUGCUACCGGCAGAUAAGGGAGAAUCACAAAAGUUGCGAAAGGAUAGUGUAUGGUUCAUUAUGCAUCAAGGAAAGUUGUACAAAAGAAGCUUUUCAUACUAUUGA